Molecule: messenger RNA, 915 nt
Organism: Symbiodinium sp. CCMP2592
Lineage: Eukaryota; Dinophyceae; Suessiales; Symbiodiniaceae
Source: the annotation of a GenBank genome assembly
AUGCCGCCUGCGAGUUGCACCCGGUGCCGGCAACACAAGGAGUAUGGUCAUCGGGACGUCGACAGCCUCUACUGGUACUGUGAGGAUUGUUGGCUCACAUUUUGCGGUCGUAGGCGUCGCUGCGCCCUUUGCCGCGCGUUGAAAGAUGAAGGUCAUGUGGACCAGGUCUUGGACUAUUGGUACUGCCUUCCCUGCUGGGACAGACGAACUGCACCGGCACCGCCUGGCUACAGUCCCUACUGGCCUCCCCCUGGUGGCUAUGCGGCUCCACCUGGCUACCCCCCUCCGGGAGGCUACCCUCCUCCUCUCCACCCUUACCCACCUCCCCUUGGUGGCCCGGGAUAUGGGAGAAGAUCGGCGUCCGGAUCCCGAAGUCGAUCGCGCUCCCGCUCUCGUGGCAAGGGUGCCCGAAAGCGCAAUGCCUCGGCUGCGGGUUUCAAGAAGGAGUUCAAGCCUUACCACGCGACGAGCGUCCCAAAGGACACGGACCUUGCAGCGAACGCCACAGCUGACGAGCCCCCGACGACUGCCAUGCUUCGAAACAUCCCCAGCAAGUUCACGCAGCAGUCUUUGCUGGAGGAGAUCGACGCAGAAGGCUUCAAUGGGCUCUAUGACUUCUUCUACCUUCCGAUGGAUGUGCGCAACAAGACGAACGUCGGCUACGCUUUCGUCAACUUCUUAGAGCCGGAUGACAUGGCGCGGUUUUCCCGACACUUUGAAGGGUAUCGGUUCAAGAACAACAACAGCCAGAAGAUCGCGACCGUCAGCCCUGCACAUGUGCAGGGAUUGAAGCGGAAUAUCCAACAGCUCUCCAAAAAAGCCGUGCUUCACUUCAACAAAGGCCAGUACAAGCCCGUGGUGUUCCGAAACGGUGAGCGUGUGGACUUCGAAGUGAUGGCUAAGGAGUUAGAUUGA